AUGUCAGUCGUCCAAGAGUUUGUAGAUGUUUUGGGUGAGUUUAAAGGUUUAAAGUCUGGUAUUUCUGGCUCCCGUAUUAAGAAGUUGACCCAGUUGGCUGUUGAGAAUGCUUCACUGCAGGACCAGCUGGUUGACAAGGUUAUCGACAACCUGAAGACGUCGUCGGAGACGCACAAGCUCGGCGCACUGUACGUUGUCGAUUCCAUCGCCAGGGCCUACCAGGAUGUUGCUGCUAAGAACAUUGGUGCCAGUGCCGACGCCGCUGCUGGCUUAAAGAACUUGAAUGGUAAGAUCCAGGAUGCCCUAGCCGUCACUCUCGGUGCCUGUCCACAGGACCAUAAGGAGAAAGUGGCCAAAUUGAUAACCAUAUGGCGUAAAGCUGGUACUUUUGACCAGUCGAUAUUGGAUAGCGUUAAGUCUGAAUUCUUCGAAGGAUCAACUACCCCAAAGGGUGCCCCACCACCGCUGGCUACGGCUGCUAAAUCACAGGCCGAGGCAGCUCCUGUUCUUUCAGCCAAUGAUUUGUUGAAGAACUUGGCCUCUUUGCAAAAUCACAACAAUAACCAGAGUGCAAUUCCACCACCACCACCACCAGCAGCAGCAGCUCCUUCGUCUUCUGGAGUCGGUUCUGGUGCCCCUUCUGCACUCCCAAACAUUCCUGGUCUACCAUCAGACCCUAGAGAUGCUAUUGCUCAGCUUGUAUCCACGAUGCAAAACAAUGGUAACUUGGCUGCGUUUAUGCAACAACAGCAACAGCAACAGCAGUUUCAACAGCAACAACCACCGAACCACUCGUAUCCACAACAAGGAGGCUCCUUGCCAUCCCAAUCCGAGUCCUUCGGCGGCUAUAGAGGUGGCCAGGAUAACGAGCGUGGGUACGAGAGAGACAGACGUGAUAACGGUUACAGCCGUCGUCCAAGAUCAAGAUCUCCACAGAGAAGAAAACCAGCUGCGCCACCAGGCCACGUUAUCGGAGAGAAGAAUAUUCCAGGAACUGCUCACUACAGAGAGAAGAACGUUCAGAUGGAUCCAAACUUGCCUUACAACUCCAUCAAGGUGUUGAGUCGUACGCUGUUCGUUGGUGGUAUCCCUUCAUACAUGAAUAGCGAAGAGUUGAAGAGUAUCCUGAGACCAUACGCUGAGGUGCAAAGUGUUAUCAUGAACGCUGAGCGUAAGCAUGCGUUUGUCAAGACAUAUUCUCGUAAGGAAGCUGAGAACGUUAUCAAUAACUUCCACCAGAUCACUGCUGCUAAUCUAAGAGUUCGUUGGGGUGUCGGCUAUGGUCCUCGUGAUUGUUGUGACUACAUUCAUGGUGUCAGUAUUAUCCCAAUCGACAGAUUGACCGACGCUGACAAGCGUUGGGUCAACAGUGCCGAAUGGGGUGGUGCUGGAAUGGACAGACCUCUUGUUCCAAACAUGGUGAUGGAGGAGCCUGAUAUCGAAAUCGGUGAAGGUGUGUCUUCCAAGGCCAUUUCUAAGAAGAUGCCAACGGAUGGCUCCAGAAAUGGACCAAGAUCAAACAGACCUGGUGAGCAGGACCAGAGCUACUCCACAAGCCAGACAGGAUUGCCUUCGUUCAUGCAGAACAACAACACCAGAGAUAACCCAUUGGCAAACUUGUUUGGAGGUAAUGGCUCAUUCGCACAGGGCCAAACCGCAACUUCAACACCACCUCCGCCUCCGGGCCAAGCUCCACCAGCAGCUGGUGGUGAUGCUAACGCACAACUCGCCAACUUGAUGGCAAUGCUUCAGAAACAGCAGGGUAAAUAG
Messenger RNA from Williopsis jadinii, 1770 nucleotides. RefSeq names its product Nrd1 complex RNA-binding subunit (gene NRD1). Gene Ontology annotation, molecular function: RNA binding. The record is from RefSeq and is a predicted model, not a curated record. Gene Ontology annotation, cellular component: nucleus. The coding region runs from base 1 to 1770 and encodes 589 amino acids. NCBI's taxonomy places the organism in Eukaryota, Fungi, Ascomycota, Saccharomycetes, Phaffomycetales, Wickerhamomycetaceae. The transcript has a single exon.